Molecule: messenger RNA, 2199 nt
Organism: Alternaria rosae
Lineage: Eukaryota; Fungi; Ascomycota; Dothideomycetes; Pleosporales; Pleosporaceae
Product: LCCL domain-containing protein
Exons: 2
Coding region: 108-1937 (609 amino acids)
Source: RefSeq, a predicted model, not a curated record
CUUGAGGAAAUGGAGCUGUUGAUCAUUCAACAUGUUUCAUCUCAAACCACAAUGUCGGUUAUCAAUAACUACAUUUCUUAUGCACAUGCAAUUUGCCGCAGCUGAGCAUGCGUGUCUCGUUACAAAGCAGUCGAAACGACCACGACGUGGAAGAUGACGCGAACCAUCCUCUUACCGGAGCGGCUGACAGGGACGAAGAAGCCCAUCUAUUGACAAGAGAAGAGAUGGACUUCGAGGAUGACGUGUUGACUACGCGAAGUGGUCGACGUAGCUUCCUCAACUUCUUGCACGGUCCAGAGCCACUUCGUAUCCAGUCUAUCCAGCCAGUCUUUCCUUCCAUACAAGCGCGUCCGGCGCAAUGGAUGAAAGCACACAGGUUCAACAAACCCAUCUGGCUCUUUUCUGUGCUACUCCUUUGGCUUCUAAUCUUUAUGUGGUUUCUCACUGCGCAAUUACCGCUUCGCGAUGGGGACGGCAAUAGUGUGAUCAAUCUCGAUUGCGUAGACACGCUCUGGAAACGAAAGAACGAAUGCGGAAUCGAUGGAAUCAAUUGCCGUCCUUUCAGCAACCAUUCAUUCGCUUUUCGGUGUCCAGCGAAGUGCGGCGACGUGCAGAUAUUGAAUCCGCACAUUGUUGGACCUCUCGAAGUAAACUACCGGCCGUUUGUCAUUGGGACGGGAUUUUACCGUGGAGACAGUUUUAUCUGCGGAUCCGCGAUCCAUGCUGGCAUUGUGGAUGGCCGGAAAGGUGGCUCUGGUCGAAUUACUCUCCUUGGUGAGCAUGAUAGUUUCGCCAGUACUAAGCGACACGGCAUCGAAUCCUUACCUUUCGAUUCGUACUUUCCGCUUGCCUUUUCUGUGGGCUAUGACAAUAGCUUUCGCUCUGCUUCCGACCCUCGGUGGGGCUUGCUUCCUGUUUCACUCCUCGUCACUGCUGCGCUUGUUAUCUUCACCACGUCACCAAAGAUCUUCUUUGCAAUCUUCAGCCUCAUUUUUGCCCAUGUGAGCUUUGUUUCUGAUCCACCGUCGGCGUCCUCCACAAACACUACUGUUCUUCCGGAUCACUUGUCCAUGUUCGCGAAGCGACUUUUACCGGCAAUGUUUGUGGCCGUUGUCAUAUACUCUACUACCGUGAAGAGGUCAUUACUUGGCAUGACUGCUCAGUUCGAGAAAGCACUCUUCUGGCUUGGCGGUUUUUGGUUUGGAGCACUUUCAAAUUAUACUUUUGACUGGAUACCGAUAUCGCGACUUACCGCGCACGAUCUGGAACAACAACCUGGAGCAAAGCUAGCCCUGGCAAUCAUCGUCUUGGUGCUGGUGGUAAUCAUCGUGGGGCAAAUAUACUACUUCUGGCUCGAAGGCCGGCUGCCCCGCUACCUCGGCUUGUAUGGACUCUUCGUUCUUGGAAUUGUUGUCUGCUUGACUAUCCCAGGCGUAAAUCUAAGAAUCCACCAUUACAUCCUCGCGAUAUUGUUGCUACCGGGCACGAGUUUGCAGACACGACCGUCUUUACUGUACCAGGGCAUUCUGUUGGGUCUUUUCGUUAACGGGAUAGCGCGUUGGGACUUUGACUCCGUCUUGCAAACUUCUGCUGCACUUCGCGCUGAUGCGAAGUUUAACUCGGUGGUUCCCAAGAUAACGGACGCCACCGUCAACCUUGGUACCGAGGCGCUGGUUGCGACAUUUCGGUAUGAAGCACACCCGGUCGGAAUUGACGGCAUAAGUGUCCUAGUAAAUGAUGUUGAGCGCGACCGUGCGUUCUACGAUGAUGGGCUAGGUGGAGCUUCUUUUGAAUGGCGCAGGCCAGUUGAUAGUGGGAUCAACGAGUACUUCCGAUGGGCUUAUGUAAGAAAUGGGAGAACCUUGGAUUAUACCAGGCCAGGUACGUUAUCUGGCAACGGCACGUGGAUUCCUGGAGAGCCGGUGGAGAAGGUAUGAAUCCAGCUGGCUGCACGGUCGCAUUUAUAAGGAUACCUCAGAUCUAGGCUCAUGUGUCUGGGAUGUGGUGGAGGCCCACGAGGUUUGUCGAUUGGAGAAUGUGAGCUUUUACGAUCACAAGAACAUGUCAGGGUCUGGUCGUUGUUAUCGCUCGCAUCCGAAGACCUGUCAUUUGCUGUAGGCGACACCGGACCAUGGUAUCAGUUCCAAAUGCCCCACGCUCCUCGUCAGAAAGCCCGCAUCACUAUUAGCUUCAACCACA